AUAGUAGUAGAUAAUAAAAAAUAGCACUGAAAUAAUAAACUAAUCAAAACGAAUUAGGGAUCACUUUUAUGUGUAUCUGUAUUUAUUAUGUUUAUUAAUGUAUCCCGUUUGUUUAUAGCAGCGUAUCAUCAUAACAAUUUGGCCUUUUUUCAUGCAUAAAUUGAUACAGAAACGAAAUUCUUUCCAGCCAUGAAAAAAUAGCCAUAGAGGCGCAUAAAUUACAUAAAAUAAGUUUCUUAUUUAGUGGGAUUUUGCUUCCUUGAUAGUCAAAACUGGUGUUAAAUAUGGAAAAUUUUAAUGUUUUGGGGAGACCAAACGGUGUUAGGCGUUUAAAUCUUGAAGAAGUCAUCAGAGCCAUAACUUGUAGGAGGUUCGGUCGCAACGAUACGUGUCGCAGCUUUUGCAUGUUACACAAUUGGUCAUUUCUAGACUAUAGAAUUGACACAGUGAAUAUGGUUUUGUCGUCCACAGACCAUAUCUUCAAGGAAUAAAGCGGACACGAGGUGGGAAGAUCGGUAUCAUGAUCAAGCCGCCCUUCGUGAAAGAACACUUACCGUAGAAACCAACAAAAUCUUCUUACUAUCGCCAGAGGAACGCGAAUUUCAACCCAGAUUGCAAGAAAUAGGCUGCAUGAAGUUAACAUUCGAAGGCAAGCAGCUGUGUCUUUCGUAAAGAAUUGGCUCAUGAUGCCUGCAGAAAUAACUCAUCCCAUAUUAUUCUCCAUACCUAUUCCAUAUUAUUCUCCACUUUUUUCACAAAGUUCAUGUUUUUCUAUAUUCUUUUGUAACUUCAUAAUUAGUUUUGUUAUCUAGCCUUUUACAGGAAACUCAUUUAAAUAAUACUACUAGCUAUUUAAUUCUAAAAUUUGGGUUGGUUAGGUUUGGGGUUUUGUAUGGGAAAUUAAAAAAGGUAUUUUAUAUAAUCCGAACUGACUGUAUUAUUUGCUCACCAAACCUAAAAGAUUUUAAGAUGCUACUGUCAAACAUAAAUACGGUAAUAUUAGGUUACUUUGAAUAAAACAAUGAAGUCAGACCAUGUGCGGUUCAAGUACCACAACAUAAAAUGGUCGGAAGCCCGGGUUCUCCACAAGGAACAUCAAUGGAAAAAGUUUAUAUUUAAAGAAGCCGUAUUAACAUCAUCUUAAUCAUCUCUCCUGUAUCUUUAAAAACAUGAUUAUUGAAGAAUAUCAAAACCGUUGCCGGCUUACUGGAACUGUGCGUCGGCAACCUAUCCAGUGGGAAGAGUUAUCACAUGCCUUGAAAUUAGUAAAUCGACUAGAAUGGUAGUGUGACUAGCACACCGCUUCAAUCAUCUUUUAGAUUGAAAUUCUAAAUUCCAAGUAGUCAUUUAAAGCUCAGUCGAAUUGCUGUCAAUUAGUAAAAAAUCCGACUGAUGAUGAUAUGAUAUCGCGUAGUUUAAUAAUGUAUACUCUAGCCCAGGGUUUCUUAAAGUGCGGUCCAUAGCAUACGUAUGUAUAAGGAGCCCGCGGUCCGCAUUACUCCAGUUAACUGUAAACAUAUUUAUUAAGAAAAGAAAUAGUGUAGGGCGGCGAACAUCCCUAGGCUCGGUUUGAAAAGUCCGGCACUUUACCUAAACUUGGAUUCACCCCGACGCAAAAACCAUGUCUUGAGGCAUCGUACAAGGUUGCAUACCGUAUUGCUCAGCAAAAGAAGCCACACACUAUCGCGAAAACAUUAGUGAAACUCUGCGCACUGGAUAUUGUGGAACUUGUCUGUGGUAAGGAUAAAAAAAACAAAGUUGAAGCUGUUCUCUUAUCAAACGAUGUUAUUCGUUCUAGAAUUGCUGAAUAUUGUCAAAUGUUUUACAAGUUGUUGAAUGAAUUGCUUCCCCGUUUCCAUUCAGCAUUCAAAUGGAUGAAAGUACCGAUGUGUCACAUUGUAGCCAACUCUUGGUAUUUGUCCGUUACGUACAACAAGGCACACGUAGUAUUAAAGAAGAGUCUUUUUUGCAAUUCACUUUUGGAGACUACAAAAGCUGGACUGGAAGACUAGACUUGGUAGUAUCUGCACCGAUGGAGCUCCCGCAAUGCUUGGUGAUACGUCUGGUUUCGCGGCUUUGCUUAAGAAAGAGAUUCCUCAAGUCAUAAUAACUCAUUGUGUCUUACAUCGACAUGCCUUGGCUUCACGAACUUUACCUACUAGUCCAAGAUCCCAGAGCUCCCAGACGUCACUUAUUUUCUGAUGGACAAAAUAUAUACGAGUGAGUAGUGGUGGGGUGUGCUAUGAUCAUAUGACUAGUUGCUACCUUGGCCAGACGGCCCUUUUUCAGGUAGCAAUUAAUCAAGGUACAUAGAAAUACUGCUCACUUCACUUAAAUUCUGAUAGCUGAUUUUAACAUAUAUUUCACACAAUAUCGUUAAAAAUCAGGAUUCAUUACUCCCAGACACAUGCGGUCGGCGGUUUUACCUUACAGACGCUUCAAAGCUAUUAAAAAAAUUAAUUAAGGUCACUUAUUUUCUGAUGCUUGAUUUUUAUAUAUGUUAUUCAAACAACUAUUUUAAAACGUUUUGCAAACGGACAGACCGAUCCAAGGGGCCAAACAUUCACCAGACCCAAUUUUCAUGUCGCUGAGAGUAGGGGCACGGGCAUUAUCCGUGCGCAUAAGUGCGAGUGAGACAGACAUGAGUGUCAUUGCUUCUCUCCUUCUAUUCGGUUUACUCUUACCCACUAGUUAAUGUAUCGCGUCUGUUGAGUGCGUCAGCUGUGUUGUGAUUUAAGUAGCAAUUCGUAUAAAAAAAUACAAAUAUUUGCAGUGUUUGAAAAAAUAUAAUGGCUAAUUUGUUAAAUUGUGUAUUUUGCAAUAAUUGUGAUGAAAAUUUAAUAUUAUUUACGGAAGAGACAUUAAAAAAGUGUCGAGUGAUUUUACAGCAUAGAAAGGAACAUAACCUAAAAUUUAAAGACGUUGUUUUGCCGGGUGAACUAUUUGAAAGUGGUUAUCACAGAAACUGUUACAAAUCGUUUACAGGGUUAAAUAAAAAGUACUAUUUACCAAAAAAUACGGCAACCGAGAAAGCUAAUUCAACAGAAAAGUUAUUAAGCAUUGCAGAAAAUUUAUCCACUGAUAUCUCAACGACAGUUGAAUUAGAUACACAAUGUAUUCAGCCAGAAGCAUCUACGUCUCAACAUUUUAAUCCAGCAGCAGCUGUUAUACCUGACACUACUACAAUACCUAGCCCAUCUGUCUUACCUGAGUUGGUCGAACCGGAUUUUCCAAGAUUAGAAGAAUAUAUUGAUCAUCCUGAAAAUAUUGAUUCACUUUCUGACAGUAAUACUGCAGUUGAUAUCGAUGUAAAUAAUUCUCCAAAUAAUCUUACUUGUAUAUAUUGUGAUCAAAAAACUAAAAAGCACAAGUCUAAACGAUUGCCUCUAAUUACGUCAGAUAAAAAUGUAUUUCUAUCUAAAGCUAAAAAUCAAUAUGAAAAUCAUACAGAAUUCUUGGAAAAAAUUGUAAAUUAUCCACAUUCUAAAAUACACUAUCACAAUAUCUGUCAAUUAAAUUUUUCUUAUGAAACUUCAUCAAACAAAAAAACUACUACAACUCAUUGGCAUAGUCUUCGUGAACAACACCGAGCAGCUUUUCAUGAAAUAUGUUCUUUUAUUGAAGAAAAUAUAAUUCAAAAAGGACGGUGUUACUUCCUGAGUUAUAUUUGUCGAUGUUAUAUCGGAUUAUUAGAUGAAAGUGAUGAAAAUAAUGAUGUCGGAAUUAGAGGGGAUUUUAAAGCACACAUUUUGGAAUCAAAAAUUAAGAAAAAAUAUGGUAAAGAGAUAAAAAUUUUUAUUAUUCAGAAUAAAAAAUUAGUCGCGCCGAAAAAUGUAGUGGCUAUUGAUGAGCAAACACUCGAAAGUCUAAAAGAUGAAGAUAUUUUACUUAAAGCUGCUCUAUUAUUGAGAAAAUCUGUUUUACAAGCUGAAAAAAAAAAGUUACCUCAUAACUUAACAAUACAACAUUUGCAGGACGGAGAAAUAUCUGUGCCACAAGAUCUACUGGACUUUUAUUCUACUUUGAUAGCCGGUAAUAAUCGAAGACGUAAAAAUAAUCAAAAGUGUAUCCGUCAAGUCAAGUCAUAUUGUGAAGAUGUCGUCUAUAGCAUUUACAAUGGAAAAAUAAAAACAUCAAAGCAUAUUAUGCUCGGAAUGGCUUUAAAAAGUCUAACAAGUAGCCGCAAAAUUAUUGAUAUAAUACAUAGAUAUGGGCAUUGUAUCAGUUAUCCUGGAGUGGAAGAGCUCGAAACAGAAGCAACAUAUACAUCAGUUGAAAAAUCAAGUGUAUGUCCUGAAACAAUUAAAAAAUCACCAGAUCUCUGCACCGGUCUUGCUUUCGAUAAUUUUGAUCGUUUCGUGGAGACAAAGACUGGUAAAGAUACAUUGCACGAUACAGUUGGUAUUAUUUACCAGAAUAUUGAUAUGAACACCCCAGAUGAACCGCAAUUAAUAAAUAUCACCGAUGCUCAUACCGAAGUAUCUAUCAACUCGCAAAAAAGGAGACGGAGAACUUUUGAUGCUAUUUCUAUGGAAAUUAGUGAAGAACCAUUGGUUAAAAAAAUGAAGAUAACAGAUCUAGAAGCGUCAGCUUGUGAAGAUACAGAACCUAUAAAUUUACCACUGUACAAAACGAUCGAUACGCUGUGGAUGUUUAGCCAUGCUCUCCAGUUACCGAAUGUUCCAAUGUGGGUUGGAUUUAAUUCUUUUCUAGUUGACAAUAAUAGCCCACAACAAAUAGUUUCAUAUCUAACUCCAAUAAAUCAAUCGCCUACUAACAAAUCAGUAGUUUUGGAGACUAUGAAACAGAGUCAACAAAUUUGUGAAGAAGUGAAGCAGUCAUCCAUCCAAGUUACUUAUGAUCUUGCGAUUGCAAAAAUAGCCUUACAAAUUCAAGCUAGCCACAAACCAGAUCUUGAUAAUUUAUUCAUACAUUUGGGGCCAUUCCAUAUAAUGAUGGCUUACUUCAAAACUAUAGGAAAAUUUAUUAUGCAUUGUGGCUUAACAAACGUCAUGGUACAGAGUAAUUUAUUAGCAUCCGGCUCUGUAAAUGGAUUUCUGGAGGGAAAACAUUUCAAUAGGUGUAAAAGGCUUCACCCUUUGAUGGCUGUAGGUUUGGAAAUUUUACAUUUUAAAUCGUUUUUGGAGAGUAAUAAUAUUACUAUCAGUGAUCAAAUUAUCCAAGAAAUCACACGACUAAGAACGUCUUCAAUAUCUUCACUUACAAUUGAGGAUGACGAGCUUAAUGCAUUAUUACAGAAUUAUGAUAUUUAUAAGCAAAAAACCCUCAAUGGCGAGUUUGGUAAAACUCCACAGUUUUAUUUAAUCUAUAUAAAUCUUGUUCAUCAUUAUUUAACCUUGUCAAGAAGCAUACGUUGUGGAGAUUUUGAAUUAUUUAAGUUUGUACUGCCAAAAAUUACUAACUUAUUUUUCAUAUGCAAUCAACAGAAUUAUGCUCGUUGGACAGUUAAAUACAGUAAUAAUUUGUUAAAAGUUGCCGAAACUCAUCCUGACUUGUAUGAACAGUUCAAAAAUGGUUUUUUUUGCAUUCAAAGAACUAGUAAGCCUUUUUCUAAGCAACCGAUUGACUUAGUCCUGGAACAAACCAUUAAUGCAGAUGCAGCCAGGAGACUCACAGGAAUAAUCCAAUUCACCAAUUCCAUAUCAGCACGCCAACGAUGGGCUCGCAGUCAUGAUAUACGAUCAACAAUAAUUAGUUCUGUUUAUAAAGAUCUAGACUUACAACAAAUACAAGAUGUUACAGCCGAGGUGUCUAAUCAUAAUAUGAAGAAUGAUACCAAACAAUUACAAAAAUUUAUCGACGAAUUCGAUCGAUUCAUCAAUCCGUUUAGUCCUGAAGUACCACAAGAUCUUUUGCUUAAUAUUUCAUCUGGAAAAGCAGCCUCAGAGGUCGUAGAAAAAUUUCUUCUCAAUGUUGAGAAGAAUGGAGACAUAAGACGUCAAACAUUCAUCGCAGAAUGUAAAAACGAUGAAUAUAGGUUCGAAAAGAGCAUAAAAAAAGUGCCACUGGAAAACUUUUCUUUAGAUUAUGCUAAGAAAACAACAACAACUAAGGUAGGUGGUAAAGUGCUAGAAGUACGUACUCAAAGAGAUCUGUUUGGGCGGAUGCUUGGAAUAUCGAUUGAUCACAAAGUCGAUAUAGCCAAAAUUUUAUCAUACCCCAUAACGCCAGUGCCAUUAUCCAUGUGUCAUUUCGACGGUGGCAUCUGUAAAACCCAAAAGUCGGUUCUGAUGAAAUCAUUGGAAAAAGGCGUACAACACAACCUACCUUCUCACAUUGAUAUUUUGAUAAUUGAUGGUUUCUUUCUGCUCUAUACUAUGAAUAAUGUGCCUAAAACUUUUGGAAAUAUCGCAAAAAAAUUACUACAAAUGGUGACACAGUUGAAAGCCACGAGAUAUGAUGUCAUAUUUGAUCAGUAUUUUUCCCCUUCCAUUAAAGAUUAUGAAAGAUCUCGCCGAUAUGAAUCAUCACUACUGGAAUUCAACAUUACUGGGCCAGAUCAAGUUCGUCCAUCAAAUUUCACGAAAGAGUUAAAAAAUAUCCACUUCAAACAGGCUCUCGUUGAUUUCUUCAUAUUGCACUGGACUAGUGAGGAGAUGAUUCCAUUCAUUGGUAAUAAUCAAGUUUACAUUAAUUUUCGACAAUGUCACUCUUUCACCGUGAGUAAUAAUAAAGUUAUGUCUGAAAUCAAUGAAGAUUUAUCGUGUCCCCAGCAUGAGGAAGCUGAUACAAAGAUUGUUUAUCAUGUUUGCAACACUGAUGCUCGAGCUAAUUUUGUGAUACGAUGUUCAGAUACGGAUAUUGCAGCGAUAAUGCUAGGAAAUAUGCAUCAUUUAAAAAAUGAUGAUUCACACGUGUGGAUAUUAACCGGCACUGGUAACAAUCAGCGAUAUGUUGAUAUUAGCAGUAUCUACAAACAGUUAGGACCGUCGUUAUGUCGAAGUCUACCAGGAUUCCAUGCUAUUACUGGAUGCGAUUAUAAUCCCGCAUUUUUCAAAAAGGGAAAACAAAGGCCGUUUAGUAUUCUUAAAAAAAAUAAAGAAUACCAACAAGCAUUUCUCACCUUUGGCACGUUGAAUUUGAUCGAUGAUGUAGACGAAGAAGAACGUGUAUUCAAUAUAGUACAAAGAUUUAUAUGUGAUGUUUAUAACGUACCAGGAGUAAUGGAUGUAAAUGCUGCCAGACUUCAGCUGUUUAUUAAUACAUAUAUGGUAUGUGAUGUUAAUGAAAAAUUUAUGCAAAAAAAUAUGAAAAACUUCGAUGCUACUAACUUACCACCUUGUAAAAGCGAACUUCGGCAACAGUUUCGACGAGCUAACUAUAUUGCUAGUGUUUGGAACAAUGCUAGUGCAAAAAUGAUUAAUAUUUUCAAUCCCGAAAAUUUUGGCUGGACAUUAGAAGAUGAUAAAUAUCAUUUUCAUUGGUUUGAUGGAGAUCAAUUGCCGGAUUUUGUCAGUCAGUCCUUGGAGGAAGAAUUAGCGAAAACGCCCGAGGAAAAUACUGAUGAACAAGAUGAUGAUUUAGAUAUUCAAUAUCAAGAUAGGAUCGAUGAUGAAUUACCUGACUUCAACGACGAUGACAAUGAAGAUUAGAAGCCAGUCGAAUAUUUACAAAUCAAUCUUACAAACUUAUGUAAAAAAAUAUUUGUCGAUUUUUGAUAGUUUUUUAAGGUUCGUUACAAAUAAAUAAUUAUUUGAAAAGGUUGCUGUUAUUUAAUUAAAUUAUUAAUACUUUGUAAACCUUUUGAUAUUUACUUUAAAAAUUUAAAAUUAACUUACUUAAAAAAAUUUAAAUUAAUAAAACAGUUUGUAAGGUACAAUUGUAUAAUUAUUGCGGUCAGAUGAGCACUUUUCUCAAAGUUAAUCUUUGAUUAUUUACGUGAUUUUCAAAUAGAAGGAGAGAAGCAAUGACACUCAUGUCUGUCUCACUCGCACUUAUGCGCACGGAUAAUGCCCGUGCCCCUACUCUCAGCGACAUGAAAAUUGGGUCUGGUGAAUGUUUGGCCCCUUGGAUCGGUCUGUCCGUUUGCAAAACGUUUUAAAAUAGUUGUUUGAAUAACAUAUAUAAAAAUCAAGCAUCA
Messenger RNA from Sitophilus oryzae (rice weevil), 8101 nucleotides. RefSeq lists its product as uncharacterized. The transcript has 3 exons. The record is from RefSeq and is a predicted model, not a curated record. The coding region runs from base 2790 to 7613 and encodes 1607 amino acids. Lineage: Eukaryota; Metazoa; Arthropoda; Insecta; Coleoptera; Curculionidae.